Molecule: messenger RNA, 330 nt
Organism: Arachis stenosperma
Lineage: Eukaryota; Viridiplantae; Streptophyta; Magnoliopsida; Fabales; Fabaceae
Exons: 1
Coding region: 1-330 (109 amino acids)
Biological process (GO): regulation of double fertilization forming a zygote and endosperm; double fertilization forming a zygote and endosperm; regulation of protein localization to cell surface
Cellular component (GO): vesicle; extracellular region
Source: RefSeq, a predicted model, not a curated record
AUGGCUUUGAGUUUGACGAGAAUGGUGGCAGUUGGAGCUGCAUGCAUGUUGAUUUGGGCUCAGAUUGGGCUUUCACAUGUGGGCCUGGGCCAAGCAGAUCCCGGAAAGUGCCUCCAAGCAUUCUACAACACACCAGAGUGUGUGUCUGCAGUCACAGAGGCACUGUUUCAGUUCCAAAGAAGCAGCAAUUUAACACAAGCAUGCUGCAAUGCUGUCACAACGCUUUCCGAUGAUUGCUGGUCGUUCGUGUUUCUGGGAUUUCCUUCAAUUCCCUAUCUCAAAUUUCUUAAAGGCAUUUGUGACUUUCAAAAGGGCAAUGCUAAAACCUGA